Osmerus eperlanus (European smelt) is the source of this 3955-nucleotide messenger RNA. Its product is annotated as E3 ubiquitin-protein ligase TRIM16-like. The record is from RefSeq and is a predicted model, not a curated record. Bases 19 to 1671 code for a protein of 550 amino acids. Gene Ontology annotation, molecular function: zinc ion binding; protein binding. NCBI's taxonomy places the organism in Eukaryota, Metazoa, Chordata, Actinopteri, Osmeriformes, Osmeridae. The transcript is spliced from 6 exons.
GAGAAGAAGAACAGUAAAAUGGCUCAACAGGGAGUUCUGCUGGACCACAACCAGUUCAGUUGUUCAAUCUGUCUGGAUCUACUGAAGGAUCCGGUGACUACUCCCUGUGGACACAGCUACUGUAUGAGCUGUAUAAAAGACUACUGGGAUCAGGAUGAUCAGAAGGGAGUCUACAGCUGCCCCGAGUGCAGACAGACCUUCACUCCCAGGCCUGUUCUGAGGAAAAACAACAUGCUGGCUGAGGUGGUGGAGAAGCUGAAGAAGAAAGAACUCCAAGCUGCUGCUCCUGCUGUCAGUUCUGCUGGACCUGGAGAUGUGCUGUGUGACUCCUGCUGUGGGAGGAAGCGCAAAGCCCUCAAGUCCUGUCUGGUGUGUCUGGUCUCUUACUGUGAGGCUCACCUCCAGCCUCACUAUGAAUCUCCUGCCUUUAAAAAGCACAAGCUGGUCAAAGCCUCCUCACAACUGCAGGAGAAGAUCUGCUCUCGUCACGAUGAAGUGAUGAAGAUUUUUUGUCGUACUGACCAGCAGUGUAUCUGUUAUCUGUGUUCUAUGGAGGACCAUAAAGGUCACGAUACAAUCUCAACUGCAACAGAAAGAACUGAGAAACAGCGGGAGCUUGGACUGAGUCAACAGAAUAUUCAGAAGAGAGUCCAGCAGAGAGAGAAGGAGCUGAAGGAGCUCCAACAGGCUGUGGAGUCUCUGACUCGCUCUGCACAAGCAGCAGAGAAGGACAGUGAGAGGAUCUUUACUGAGCUGAUCCGCUCCAUUGAAAGAAGACGCUCUGAGGUGAAGGAACUGAUCAGAGCCCAGCAGAGAGCAGCAGUGAGUCAGGCUAAAGGACUGGUGGAGAGACUGGAGCAGGAGAUAGCUCAGCUGAAGAGGAGAGACGCUGAGCUGGAGCAGCUCUCACACACAGAAGAUCACAUCCAUUUCCUCCAGGGUUAUCAGUCUCUCUCCAGCCCCAGUGUAUCUUCAUAUUUACCCAGCACCAUCGCCCCUCGUUGUAAGUACUUCUGUGAUGUGAGGGAGGCUGUGUCCAAGCUGAAAGUGAAACUAGAGGACAUCUUUAAAGGGGAGUGGCCAAUGAUCACAACCACCGUGAAUCAAGUGGAUCUUUUACUGCCACCAGAGCCCAAGACCAGAGCAGACUUCUUACAAUAUUACUGUCAGCUCACACUGGACCCAAACACAGCAUACAUACAAAUCUCUCUGUCUGAGGGGAACAGAAGAGGAACAGUUAAUUCAGUCCAGCCAUAUAGUUAUCAUCCAGAGAGAUUCACUGACAUCGGGCAGGUGCUGUGUGGAAAUGCUCUGUCUGGACGCUGUUACUGGGAGGUGGAGUGGAGAGGAAGGGUUGGUAUAGCAGUCUCAUAUAAAGACAUCAGCAGAACAGGGUCAGGUCUUCUAUCUGGAUUUGGAAACAAUGAUAAAUCCUGGUGUUUAGAGUACUCUGGUAAUUUCAGACACAAUAAUAUUCAGACAGUUACAUCAAGCUUUGGUUCCAGAGUAGGAGUGUACCUGGAUCACAUGGCAGGUACUCUGUCCUUCUACAGCAUCUCUGACACAAUGACCCUCAUCCACAGAGUCCAGACCACAUUCACUCAGCCACUCUAUCCUGGGUUUGCGUUUCGGUUUAUUCUGUCCACUGUCAAGCUGUGUGAGCUGGAGUAGUUCACAUUAGUGUCCUUCCCUCCUUACAUCUCUGGUUGUGGAACUGCAUCUCCUAACUUCCAUUUCUGCUCUGAGAGUUUUGAGGGAGUUUUUCUUGUCUUCUCUGAGAGUUUCGAUUGGCUAUUGUGGGCAACUGUGAAGUCAACUUUGUGAUAUUGGGGAUAAAGGGCUACACAGAGUAGGGAGUGUACCUGGAUCACGGAGCAGGUACUCUGUCCUCCUACAGCAGGGGUGGGGAACGUCCGGCCGAAAUCAUUUGGUCCGGCCCGCCAUGGCACUGCAGGAACCAUAUUAUUAGGUUCAUUAUUCGUUGGCAGCAGCACUAUUUUAAUAUGUGGAAGAGGACAGUGGAGGCGCGCAGCGUUGCGUACCAAUGUACCAAAAAAAUUCGCUAGCGCGCUCUGCGCUCUCGCAUUAAGUGUGGAAUUCCUUUCCAGCACAUCAAACCCAGAAUAUGUUGUUGGUUUGGGCUAAGCCCCGAAUGUUUACAACGUAUGGCUCCGCGCCUGAUUAACACUCAGAUCGAUAAGCAGUCUCAAAAAUGGUAGCAAUAUAAAAAAUAAUACGAUCCCUUUCCGUAAUCAUGAUACCCCCCAAGAAAUGUUCGAUGCACCCCUUGUCAAAGCAGGCUGCAUCCGUGCCAGUUAACAUCACAAACCUCACCAAAGAGAAGUAGUUCCAGCCAUCACAUUAGGGGUGAGUUAAUUAAAUGUUUGACCAAAUAUAGCAGGCACAUUCUUAAGUUGAUAAUACUGUACGGCCCCCGAAUGAUUUUAUAAAUAUCCAAAUGGCCCUUGGCAGAAAAAAGGUUCCCCACCCCUGUCCUAUACAGCAUCUCUGACACAAUGACCCUCCUGCACAGAGUCCAGACCACAUUCACUCACCCACUCUGUUUUAGGUUUGGAGUUUGGUGUAAUGGCUACACUACUGAACUGUGUGAGCUGAAGUAGAGGUCCCCAUAACUGUCUAUCUUUCAUAUCUCUUCUGAUUUGGUCAUACAAGGAGAAUUCUUUCUCUUCUCCAUGAAUGUCAGGGCCAGAGUUAGAGAAUGUUAGAUAUUGACUCUUAUGUUGAAUUAAGUAUAGAACACAACUCAAGACAGAUCCUGUGAUGUAGUUAAGGAUAAUUGUUUCGACCUGUGAUUGUAUGGUGUGUGUGGUUGUAUUUGGAUUAGAGUAUACAAUCACAUUGACAUUAUAGUUUUUAGAUUGAUAAUUUUAUCAUACCUAAAGAGAGUUGUUUUUUUUUCCUUUCACCUUUUCCAUUUUCUGAGAAAGUAAAAAUCUAUAAAAUGUCAAAGGAAAUGUUUUGAUGUCCUCAGAGCAUUCCUUUUUAGCUUCAAAAUAGAUAUUAUUUGUUUGUAGCUUGCCGUGUGGGUCGGAAUGUUAAAACUGAACGUCAUAAUACAGCAUGCUCCAAAAUUCUAUGUGUAAUAAUACAUCUUUUGUGGCACUCAAACUGCAAAAUUCAUUUUCCACAGUAGUAGCUGAAAUCCCAUGAGAUAUUUAUCAUUGCAACCUAUUUUACUUUGAACUGCAGCUUAUGUCAGAUCAUUUUUCAAAUAAGUUUCAGAAGACAAAUCUAAAUGGAAAAGGCAUACCUAAUAUAAUGAACCUACAAAGUUUUGUUCAAAACAUGCAAUUUCUCUUGCUUUAGUCCAAACUCAAAUUAAUUACUAUAAAGGGGUCUGUAUACUGUUUUUAAGGGCAUAAUGAAGGAUAUUAUGCUAAUUGUUUUCAAACAGACAGUUCAAUUUUCAGAAAUCCACAUCAGACAUAUAGAAGAUGUCUGUCUUUAAUGGCAGGACAAGUCAAUGUGGACAAGUCAAUGUGUUCUAGUAGUAAAAGUCUAGGUACAGCUAGUACAUCUCGACUGGGAUCCAGCAACAUCUGCCACACCACAAACCCCAACCUCCAGAGCUCUAAGGCCAACAAGCCUCCUGACAUCUGAUCUCCGUCCUGUGUGAGGACCCCAACAACCCCACUGCUAUCAGGAUGAUCCUGAGGAGGGUCACAUGUCCAGACAUCCUGGAUUCUGUCCCCAGUCAUCCCAGCAGGCCUCACUGAGUCCAGACCUGUCCCAGAGUGCUGUGCAGCAUGUGGAGGGCAGUGCCAGUGAGGUGAAAGGUCACCUGAAUGGACUGAGGAAGAGGAAAGGAGAAGAGACCAGCUCAGACUUGAUGGAUCUGAAGAUGAGUCCCCCUGUUUCAAAGAGAGCAUGUCUGACUGUUCAGCCUAAAUGGGUUCUUAAGAUCCGCUCCUUAUUCAGAGAGAGGCAGUGACAG